Fomitopsis serialis is the source of this 1326-nucleotide messenger RNA. RefSeq lists its product as uncharacterized. The coding region runs from base 274 to 1227 and encodes 317 amino acids. The transcript has 21 exons. The record is from RefSeq and is a predicted model, not a curated record. Lineage: Eukaryota; Fungi; Basidiomycota; Agaricomycetes; Polyporales; Fomitopsidaceae.
UACCAUCAUUGAUACUUGAGGCUUCACUAUCUGAUUCUCAGACAUCCUGAGCUUCUCAAUCGCAACAUUGAUGAGACUGGACUGCGCAGAAGAGCAUGGAUUCCCGUCGGAGUGCCUCAAUGGUAUCGUAGUACUUUGUCCGAGUCGUGGUAAGUACGACCGGGCCAGUCUGGUGGCAGGUCGUUGGGUGUAAUUCGUGAUGGCGAGAAAAAAAGUCAACUUGUGUUAUAAAGCUUGGACAUCGUAUCUUUGUCCUCAACCAUUCCGCGGAGUAUGUCUACCCUACAACUCGAUUUGAACCCUACUGUGGGUAGUGUAUUCAUUGGCGCGCUGUUCUCCGCAUUGUUCUACGGCUCGACAUUGGCUCAAGUUGCGUAUUAUUCCUGGAACUAUCUGCGCCGCGACAGACUACUCGUGAAGAUACUCGUUUUUUCAACUUUGGCACUCGACACGGCCAUAACCAUCUCGGACGUCGGCAUUACAUGGUCUUUCGUCGUCCAGGGCCAUGGGCAGCUACUUGCCCUUAUCGUCGUGCCGAAAUUGUAUGCAGUGCAAUAUGCGAUGUUGCGCGCGACUAUAUGCAUCGUGCAAAUCUUCUAUAUUCACGGAAUCUGGCAGCUACUUGAGCAGUUUGGAACAACGUAUAAAAUGCGACUGGCGGUGACUAUCCCUCCCUUGGUCCUAUCUCUACUGGCCCUCGCAUUUGGCUUCGUGGGAGUAUACGAUACUGCUACGCACGGCUGGAUCAUCUCGAAUACUCUUCGCCCGGACGUGGUGCCGAGCGCAGUCAAUAACUGCGCUGCCGCAGGGGCAGACAUAUGUAUAUGUGCUGCCCUCUGGUGGACGUUGCGCAGCAGAAUGACGGGCUUCAAACACACCGACAAUCUCAUCAAGACACUAACAGUCUACAUCGUCAAUCGCGGGAUCCUCACGACCGUGAUACAGAUCGUAAAUCUAGGAAUGUUCUUGUCUUCCAUUGCACCCAGCACGUUGACGUGGUUCAUCUUCAACUGUGCGGGGGUCAAGAUGUAUGUCAACUCAAUGAUGGCCGUCCUGAACGCCCGCCAACACCUGAAGACCGGAAACGGGGUGUCCUACGUAUCCGGCUUCACAGAGGGCACGACUAAGGUCGGUGCCAGGAAGGUCGCGUCCACGAACCCGGAAACUAUUCGCUUGGAUACGUACAGAGGCCAUUCUGCAGAUGAUAGUAUAUCUCGCUAUCCGUAGUCGAGGCUUCCUUGCCUCAACCACGGCUGUGCUUUGAUGCUCUGUAAUUCUAGUUUCCGACUUUGUCCAAAUGAUAGUGAGACUGCCGCCUGCCACUUA